Messenger RNA from Ictalurus punctatus (channel catfish), 4427 nucleotides. It is a transcript of the gene frmd3, whose product is annotated as FERM domain containing 3. The record is from RefSeq and is a predicted model, not a curated record. Bases 124 to 1929 code for a protein of 601 amino acids. Gene Ontology annotation, cellular component: cytoskeleton. The transcript is spliced from 14 exons. NCBI's taxonomy places the organism in Eukaryota, Metazoa, Chordata, Actinopteri, Siluriformes, Ictaluridae. Gene Ontology annotation, molecular function: cytoskeletal protein binding.
ACACACAGCACUCCUGAGCGUGAAUGCACCGUGAUCAUUACCGAGCGCGCAGCUUGUGCACGCGCUGCCUGUGCGCAUGAGAGGCGCCGAGGCCCCGGUUUCCGGCAUGUAGGAUCCAGAGCCAUGAAAAUGCUGCGCCUCCGGAGCUCGAGCGUGUCCUCGCUCAGCCGGGAGAUCCACUGCACCGUGCGCCUGCUGGACGACUCGGAGAUCGCCUGCAGCAUCCAGAGAGACACAAAAGGUCAGUUCCUGCUGGAUCAUGUAUGUAACCACUACAGUCUGCUGGAGAAGGAUUAUUUUGGCAUCAGAUACGUGGAUCCUGAGAAGCAGAGGCAUUGGCUGGACCCCAGCAAACCCGUGGUCAAGCAGAUGAAAUGUCAGCAGCCGUACACCAUGUGCUUUCGGGUGAAGUUCUACCCCCAGGAACCCAUCAAGAUCAAGGAGGAACUGACCAGAUACCUGUUGUACCUGCAGCUGAAGCGGGACCUGUACCACGGCCGGCUCCUGUGUCCGCUCGCCGAUGCCGCUUAUCUUGGCGCUUGUAUAGUGCAGGCUGAACUCGGCGACUACGAUGUAGAUGAGCACCCGGCCGACUAUAUCAGCGACUUCAAAAUGUUCCCCAAACAGAGCCUCAAACUGGAGCGCAAGAUCGUGGAGAUCCAUCAGAAUGAGCUGAGGGGUCAGUGUCCAGCCCUGGCUGAGCUGAACCUGCUCCAGAGAGCUCACACCCUGGACACAUACGGCGUGGACCCUCAUCCCUGCAAGGACUUCACCGGAGCAACGGCAUUUCUGGGAUUCACUGCCCGGGGCUUUGUUGUUUUCCAGGGAAACAAGAGGAUUCAUUUGCUAAAAUGGCCGGAUGUCAGCAGAUUUAAGUUUGAAGGGAAAACGUUUUACGUUAUCGGAGUACAGAGAGAGAAGAAACUGGUUUUGACGUUCCACACCUCCACACCAGCAGCCUGUAAACACCUAUGGAAAUGUGGCAUAGAAAAUCAGGCAUUUUACAAAUGUGCAAAAUCGAGUCAGAUCAAGACUGUCAACAGCAGCAAUAUAUUUUUCAAAGGGACCAGAUUUCGCUACAGCGGUCGUGUUGCUAAAGAGGUGAUUGAAGCCAGUUCGAAGAUCCAGAGGGAGCCUCCAGUCUUUCACAGGUGUCAAUUGGGUCAGAGCAGAAGUUUUACCUCGCUCAGCCAUAAGCACCUCAUAAUGAACAUGGAGCCGCUGCUGCCGGCGCUCAGCUCAAACAGAGAAUACAGGGAGGCCUCGGCUGACAGCGGUCUCCUGGCCUUGAAAGACUCGGUUCACUUGUCCCCACUGAAGCCUUGCAUGAUGCCAGAAGACCCUGAGCUGGAGGAGAUGGAGUGCCAUGUCCAAGAGACAGGACAGGAAGAAUCAGCCAUUCCUGGCACCGGACUGGAGGAAGAAAGGAGCAAGCAGGAGGUAGAGGAGGACGAUGAAGACGGGUCUCACGCCAUCUCGGAUACAGCGUACAGCCCGUGUUCUAGUGUGAUGCCCACGCCGGUGGAGGAAAAGCAUGGUGGUGUGGACUUCCUGUUCCAAAGCCCUGGGCGUUUGCUGAAGGAACUCCACGCCGAUCCGGAAAUGCAGGCAGAGCUUUGGGCUGAGCGACACCGAGAACUGACCCGAGAGGCCGCCCGUCAGUCACUGUGUAGCCAAUCAAACGACACGCCACAGAUCCAGGCAUUCCUCCACAGCGCUGUCCGACUCAUAGCCGUAGCUUCAAUCCUGCUCCUUCUCCUAUUGGUCCUCUUGCUGUUUCUGCUGGAGUCUGACCUGGACGUUUCCUUCCUACAAGACAUCCGAGAGACGCCCGAGUUUGAGCAGUUCCACUAUGAGUACUACUGCCCGCUGCGCCGCUGGCUCUGCUACAAACUCGAGCUCCUGACAGAGCAUCUGUGGGGAGACUGACACUAACAUCUAACAGUAUACGGCUACAAGGCCCUCCAUCAGCAGGGAUGAACUAUUGGGACAUGGGGAGGGGAAUGGACUGACCAGGAAGGAAGGUUUGCUCUCGAACUUCAUGCUGGGUUUUUUUUAACUUGCACCCUCAGGCUGGAUUCACCCUCCACUGUACGCAAAGCCAUGAAUUGUAGGCGAGCUGCAAAUGCUGAGCUGCAACUCAAAUGUUCCAGGCAAGUUGCAGAGUUUUAGUGGUAGCAGUGAAUGAGUAGAAUAGAUCUGUAGCAACAACACCAAAAAAACAGAGCAGCUAAUCAGUCUGUAUGAAGCUUCAAGAGGGGAUGCACCGAUCCCAUUUCUUCAUUCCCAAUCCAAUACUGAUAUCAGAGCUGUAAUUCUCACCUUACAGCUGAUAUUGAUUAGAUACUGACAUUAUCCUGUCUGAACCCAACAGAGCUCAACAAUUCCUCAGAACAAUUUACAGCUUAACAAUUACAAUUUCAGAAUUCCUCAGAACGUCAGGGAGUACGGCCUGGCUUUUAGCAUCUCGUUCAAUCCUGUUUUUUUUUUAUACCACAGCACUGUUAAACUCUCAAGUCUGUUUGGUCAGAAGGUGUAUAUAACAGUGGCAGUAGUUCAUCUGAAAGGCAAAUCACAGGUUCUAAUUCUGUACGUUACCAUAUCUAUAGGAACAGGUCAUUUACAAGCACUAUUAUGGAGGCUGUUGUACAUGAAUGGAUUAAAAAAGUGUGUAAUUGUUCAUAUUGUGCAGUUUUCUGUCAUGAGACAUUCCUUGUACAUUUUUGGAAGGAGUCUCCAGUGUCAGCUCUUCGUUACAGUCAGAGUUAAAGCUGUAACUUUAAGUUUCUUCAGGAUGGAGGGCUUGGAGGUAACAUGACAAGCUUGCUAUGUUCAAGAGAGCAAAAACAGAGAGGCUAGUGAAGGAAAGACUGUUAAUAGCUGCUAUAAUGUAAGUGAUAACAGGAAGUAACUUGGUUCACAGACGCGCUACAGCAUCAAACAUAACUAUAAAUGGAAAUGAAUUGAAAAAUGUAAAAAUUCUCAUGAAAAAUUGCACAAAUAUGUAAGAUGGAAGAGGAAGAAAGCGUUUAGGGACAUGCUGUUAUUGGAAAAUAAUAGUACGUGCCAAAUCUACACGCCAGCACUGAGAACACUGCAUUGUUAGGUUGUGUAAUGUUAAUUACGUUAACGUAACUUUCGGGAUGUUGUUUGAAGGUUAACAAAAACAGGCAAGGUGGAAUUUAAACUUGAGGUUGGAUGAUGAGGACUUUUUAAGUCGAUUUGACUGAUAUUAAUGAUUCAUCUCAGUUUUGUUUAUUGAUCUGAUGUGAUCGCCGCGUAGGGUUUUAUUUAGCGUCCAGUUGGUGCAGGUUUGGCUCGGGUGACAGCUUGGACAGAAUGUUCUUGGAUCGUUUUCCAAAUUUUAAGACCCAAGGAAAGCUCUAACUGACAUCGUCAUAGUAACCAGGCUGGUUCUUGUGCAAUCUUCUGUUGCACAAAAUGUAUAAAAUUCCAAAUUGUUUCAGGUCAAAAUCUGUCUGAUGCUGAUACUCAGUAUUGGAUCGGUGCAUCUCUUAUUUAGUGUUAUUGAAGCAGAUCAUCGUCGGAUGCAUUCAAAUCAUCUCAGCAUGGCAGAAUCCUGUUAAUGAAACAUCUGAAGUUCUAAUGAAACCAGUAGCUUCAUCUCAGCAUGGCAGAAUCCUGUUAAUGAAACAUCUGAAGUUCUAAUGAAACCAGUAGCUUCAUCUCAGCAUGGCAGAAUCCUGUUAAUGAAACAUCUGAAGUUCUAAUGAAACCAGUAGCUACCAGUAUAAAAAUCCAUGUUAGGAUGAGUCAGCACAUUUCAUAUGCAUUUUUUGUAGCAAACACACGUAACCCUCGUAUCAGAUCCUUUGGUUCGCUCUUAAAAUUAUACUGUAAUAACCAACCGCUUUUUUCAUAACAGAGAUGUCGGCUCUCGAGACGAGCCUGAGACAAACCUUCCCUUCCUCCUUCCUUAAAGCCACAGCAUUUCGACUCUUCUGUAUAUGUCAAAUUAGAGUAAGGACAAGAGAGAUGUACUAAAACUUCAAAUCUGUUUUUAAACAUUUUAUACAUUUUUAUGUAAAGCUUACUUUUACUGAUAUUUUUCAGCAAAAAAAAGAAGAAAAAAAGAACAAAGUUAUCUUAUUUAAACAGAUUUAAUCAGGCCGAGCAAUGGAAGAAAAGUGAAAUAUUUUUACAGACAGUUACAUGAUAUCGCUGUGGAUUUUUCUUAUACAGAAUAGCACAAUAUUUAAAAAAAAAAAAAAAGACAUUUUUUCAGAUUAUGUGAUGUCAUGAGCAGAUAUUGCAUGGCGAGGAAUGAGAGGAUGUUUGUACAGGACAAAGUAUAUAUCAGGCUACAAGAGGUCAAAGCCAGUCCAUAUGCCUGUAAGGUAUAUGUAGGAUGUAGAAUUAGUUCAAAGAUGGAUCACUAUACAUUAUGCUUAAAUCAGACUGAAAAA